AACGAACACUUAAAAAAUGGAAAUAAUUGGUGGUCUCUAACCUACAUUUCCCAAUAUGUCAUCAAAUUCAUGAUCUUUGUGAUUUUCUAUGUACACAAGCGUUUACAAUGGGCAAAAAUAAGAAAAGAGAGAUUGUGAGUGCAUCUAAGGAAGAACUACAGGUGAUCACAGUAUCGGAGAUUGUAAGCGAACUUAUAAAAGCCCAUGAACAGAACAAGGAUGUUAAUCUUAACAGGGUGAAGUCAAAGAUUGCAAGUAAAUAUGGUCUUCCAAGUCAGCCAAGACUCGUGGAUAUCAUUGCAGCUGUUCCCCAACAAUAUAAAAAGGUAUUACUACCAAAACUAAAGGCAAAACCUGUGAGAACAGCCAGUGGGAUUGCUGUUGUUGCAGUCAUGUGUAAACCCCACAGAUGUCCACAUAUAGCUAUGACAGGAAAUAUCUGUGUAUACUGUCCUGGUGGUCCAGAUUCAGAUUUUGAGUACUCCACACAGUCAUAUACUGGCUAUGAGCCAACAUCAAUGAGAGCAAUCAGAGCAAGAUAUAACCCUUAUCUUCAGACGAGACAUAGAGUUGAACAGUUGAAGCAGCUUGGUCACAGUGUAGAUAAAGUGGAGUUUAUUGUGAUGGGUGGGACAUUCAUGAGUCUAUCAGAUGAUUACAGGGACUACUUUAUUAGGAAUCUUCAUGAUGCGUUAUCAGGUCAUACCAGUAGCAGUGUGGAGGAGGCAGUCAAGUACUCAGAAAGAAGUAAGACAAAAUGCAUUGGCAUUACCAUAGAAACACGACCUGACUACUGUCUCAAGAAACACACAAGUGACAUGUUGAAGUAUGGCUGUACGAGGCUGGAAAUAGGUGUCCAGAGUGUGUACGAGGAUGUUGCUCGGGACACAAACAGAGGUCACACAGUGCGCGCUGUAUGCGAGUCCUUCCAUAUGUCAAAGGAUGCAGGAUUCAAGGUGGUUGCACAUAUGAUGCCAGAUCUGCCAAAUAUGGGCCUGGAGAGAGAUAUAGACCAGUUCAUUGAAUUUUUUGAGAACCCAGCUUUUCGGCCUGAUGGUUUAAAGAUCUACCCAACUCUUGUGAUACGUGGAACAGGGCUGUAUGAAUUAUGGAAGACUGGAAGAUACAAGAGUUAUCCUCCUUCAACAUUGAUAGAUCUUAUAGCAAGAAUUCUUGCAUUGGUGCCCCCAUGGACAAGGGUAUAUAGAGUGCAAAGAGAUAUCCCUAUGCCAUUAGUGAGUUCAGGUGUAGAACAUGGGAAUCUGCGCGAGCUGGCUCUCGCGAGAAUGAAAGAUCUGGGAACUCAGUGCCGAGAUGUUAGAACUAGGGAAGUUGGCAUUCAGGAAAUACACCAUAAAGUCAAACCAUAUGAGGCAGAGCUGAUUCGUCGAGAUUAUGUUGCUAAUGGAGGCUGGGAAACAUUCUUGUCAUACGAGGAUCCUGAACAAGACAUUCUGAUUGGUUUGUUGCGUCUCAGAAAGUGUUCAGAGGAUACCUUCAGACCUGAACUGAAAGGAGGUGUGUCCAUUGUCCGAGAGUUACACGUGUACGGAAGCGUGGUCCCUGUACACGCACGAGAUCCUACAAAAUUUCAACAUCAGGGUUUUGGGAUGUUGUUGAUGGAGGAAGCAGAAAGAAUAGCAUUAGAGGAACAUGGCUCACAUAAAAUUGCUGUAAUCUCUGGUGUUGGUACCAGAAAUUAUUACAGAAAGAUUGGAUAUGAACUAGAUGGACCAUACAUGUCAAAAUCUCUUGUAUCACCUGACAGUUUGCAGACUUGAAAAAUAACAUGGCCACAGAUAAAAUUUAACUAAAAUUUUGGAAACACAUCAGCUGUUGUAAACAAACUAUAUACAGGAUACACCGUUCCUGAAAAUGAAAUGCUGUCGGGUCAAGAAAGUGUCAUGUGAUAAAUUUGCCUUGGUGACAUAUUUCACUGUCAGUCUUGUGGCCAGAUGUAGAUCUAAGUGAUAGGCAAUGAACAGAUUUGCAGAUAAACUUUUGUUAUUAAAGUGCUGAUUCCAGUAAAAUCAUGAAUAUAACACCUAGUUUAAGUUUCAGACUUAUUUAUGUAAUGUUAGUGAAGUCUCUUCAGCAUUGGAUGGUAGAGAAGUGCUUGAAUGUGUUAUCAAUGUCUGGUAAUAUCAGACAUGCCUGGUUUUUUCAAAAGUUGCCUGUGCUUCAAUUUAUUUGCACAUGGAUAUACGGAACCACAUCUUUUGGGGCAAGUUCACAUCGAAGCUCUAAAGAAGUGUAGGCUGUUGUGUAAAUGGUAUUUGCUCCCACCAGUAAAGUAGCCGACCAAUCAAAAAUUGGGCCCUGGAAAUAUCUAAAACUGUUUUUCCCCGGCACACUGAGCGCUGUGAUGAAAAGCAAGGAACCAGUAAACCCUGCCUCGCCAUGGUGUUUGCAGAGUUCAGCUCUUCAACAGGGAAGGUACGAUUGGUGUACUAAUUUAUACCGUUCAAGUGGGUUAUCGAGUAUAGAGUCGGUCUCUACUCUGCCCUAGAGCUUCCUUGUGAACUUUUCCUUGGUUUCUGUGUACUGGUUCCAGUUUCAGCAGACGAUGAAAUUACGUCUGAAUGCAGAAUGUGUUUCGUAUCUUCAGAGCUCUUUUACUAAAUAUAGGCAUUACCAAGUCAGCCAAACAUUAUCCUCUGUAUACUAACAGCAUGUUUGUAUCCAUGCACCAUUAGUAUAUUUGCAUUUUGACAUCUCAGCUGAACACCUUCAAGGCAAAAGGUUGUUCAUAAAUUUGUUGUUUAUUUCCGUUUAAAUGCAGCUGUCAUACACAGUAUUUUCAAAGUGCAAACAAGCCCCUUUUUCCUGGCUGCUGUUACUUGUCCAACAUUGAAAAUAUCGUAUGUAAGUAAACACAGCAAUAUUCAGUUAUCAUCGUCAUUUUAGCAGUACUCUAGGGAUUCAGUGUAAACUGGUAGUAAACAUGUGUGUAUUUUAGAACCCUUUUUCCUUGUUCAUUAUGAUUCCUGGUAUAAAUAUAUUCUCCAACAAUAAAAGUUUUAAUAUACUUGCA
Molecule: messenger RNA, 3034 nt
Organism: Mercenaria mercenaria
Lineage: Eukaryota; Metazoa; Mollusca; Bivalvia; Venerida; Veneridae
Product: elongator complex protein 3
Exons: 16
Coding region: 108-1781 (557 amino acids)
Biological process (GO): tRNA wobble base 5-methoxycarbonylmethyl-2-thiouridinylation
Cellular component (GO): elongator holoenzyme complex; nucleus; cytoplasm
Molecular function (GO): acyltransferase activity, transferring groups other than amino-acyl groups; iron-sulfur cluster binding
Source: RefSeq, a predicted model, not a curated record